Pseudophryne corroboree (corroboree frog) is the source of this 2441-nucleotide messenger RNA. RefSeq names its product putative ferric-chelate reductase 1. The transcript has 18 exons. Bases 288 to 2027 code for a protein of 579 amino acids. The record is from RefSeq and is a predicted model, not a curated record. Gene Ontology annotation, cellular component: membrane. NCBI's taxonomy places the organism in Eukaryota, Metazoa, Chordata, Amphibia, Anura, Myobatrachidae.
UAGAACAUUAUUGCAGCUGUAGACUGUUAAACAGCAACACAUCACACCGCUCUCUUACCUGUGCUUCUCUGUACUGGAGUGUGCAGCAUUCAGCUGGGAAGGCUCAAGGGCACAGCUUGUAAAAAGUCUGCUUUUCAUUUUGUUAUUUGCACACUCCUGCUACAGAGAGGAAGUGGAGGGUGAGGUGCCAGAGAGGGACAACGCAGGAUGAGAGAGCGAUAUCUAAGGAGGCUGAUUUUGUAGUUAUCUUACUCUUGCUGAAGCAGCAGCUGGGUACUGCAGACAGAAUGACAGAGAUGGAAAAUAGUUUAAUGCUGUUCACUUGUGUUGCUGGCUAUUUCGUGGCUGUCUCAGGCUAUCCAAGUGGACAAAUAAGUGCGUCAUGUGACACCAUGCUUCCAUCACAUUCGGGCAAUAGUGCCCAAUCGUCUGCAGCCCCUUACAACAUCAUAGUUUCUAAAACUACAUUUAAUGCUGGUGAUAUUAUAACAGUUACCAUACAGUCCACAUCUGGAAGUAAAUUUAUGGGAUUCCUCCUUGAGGCUCGAUCAGUGGGAGGCGACUGGGUUACUGGAAGUUUCUCCGUCACAGAUGGGAAUGCUCAAACACUAACGUGCAGUGCGGGCGCAAACACAGCAGUCAGCCACACAAAUCCUAAUGUCAAAUCGUCUAUCUCUGCUUCAUGGACAGCUCCUGAAGGAGAUGCACCUGUGCGUUUCAGAGCAACCGUUUUGAGUAGUUACUCCACCUUCUGGACUGGUGUGCAGAGUGACAUCAUAGUUGCACUACAGAUGUCUAAUACCACAUGUGGGUCUCAGAAAAAAUGCUUUACUAGUCCAGACAGCUGCAGCCCCAGUGACAACAAUUGUCUGUUCAUGUCAGCAGCUCCCUCUAGCAAUGGUUACGUAUUUGAAAUGAGUGGUGCAACAUCAGGUUAUGUGGCCAUUGGUUUCUCGAGUGAUACAAAAAUGGGAAAUGAUGAUGUUUAUAUUUGCACCAGUUCUUCAGGAAAUAUUACGGUACAACGCGCAUAUACCACUGGACCAGUCACUCCUAUUACUACCAACACUAGCACUGCAGGCUCUAUAGUAACAUCUUACGUAAAUGGAGUAUUGAAAUGUUCAUUCAUCACACAAAGUGAUAUCGUUCUGCCUUCCCAACAACGAUCCAGUGCCACCUCCAAAUACUACAUAUUUCUUGUCAGUGGCCCAGCUAUGGCAAAUGGACAAAUCCUACAACACACAAAGGUCACUAUGUCCAGCAGUAUUGUUGACCUUUCAAGUUUUCAGUUGGUCAGUGCACAGAGUGGAGCAAGUUCUUUAGUACUUGGUCAUGGUGCCCUGAUGCUGAUUGCUUGGAUGACUACUGGCAGUAUUGGGAUGAUUAUGGCUCGUUAUAUGAAGAGUGCAGCUGGAAAACCAGUCCUUGGGAAGGCUGCAUGGUUCCAGACUCACUUAAUGCUCAUGGUACUGACUGUAAUUCUGACAAUAAUUGCUUUUAUCAUGGUGUUUGUGGAAGUUGCUGGCUGGAGUGGUGACACUGGUGCCCAUCCAGUUCUUGGAUGUAUAGUCAUGAUACUAUCAUUCUUACAACCCAUCGCAGCUCUGUUUCGUCCAGACCCAAAAAGCAGCAGACGGUUCAUCUUUAACUGGGCGCAUAGAGUCAACGCACUAGUGAUAAAGAUACUAGCAGUGGCUGCCAUUUUCCUCGGCCUGAUUCUUGUGGACACAACCCCAUCUCUAUGGAUGGCCAAGGUGAUGGGUGGAUUUUUUGCAUGGGAAGUUCUGUUCUAUAUUAUCCUGGAGACCAUAAUGCAACUUAAAUCAAAAGUUGAGCACAGGAGAAAGCCAGAGAGUGCAGAGCUACAGCAAUAUACGGCCCCAGCCACACAGUCUGCUACACAGGAUAAAGAUAUAUAUGAAAAUACUAAUAAAAAGAUACAAGUGGAGACUGUGGCUCUUUUGGUCUUCGUUGCUGGAAAUCUGGCCUUUCUGAUAUCCCUGCUGGUUGGCAUUGGAAACUCUUAACUGAUUCUGUUUUGUCGCUGGAGGGAUUGCCCUUUUACUGCCAAAGGCGCAACUGUAACUUUAGAAGGAAAAAAUUAACUACUAAAAACAUUUUUUAUUUGAUUUUGUAAAUUGCCAAAGUCCAUCUCUGAUGUGUCCGGAUCCAGAGUACAUUCACUGCGCAGGACGCUGGUGAAAUGCCUACAGUGACUGAUUCAUUGACAUAAAAGAGAGAACAUAGGAUACAUGGCUACAUCUUCACAACACUAGAUUAUGCUUUUGUGUUUUGUUUUCUUUGUUUUCAUUUAAGAUUUUCUUAAGUAUCAUACAGUCUGUGGUUGCAAUUGUCAGAGGUGUGUAAUACCUGUUGAUAAUUUUUUUUUUUUUUGUCAUACAGUAUGUGACCUUUUUAUAUUAAAGAAUUUUUUACCACAA